AUGGCGCGCUGCGGCGGCGGCGCAGCGCCGAAGGGCCCCGGCCCGGCGGCGGCGGAGCGGCAGCGGCUGAAGGAGGCGCUGGCCGAGCAGCUCCGGCAGGAUCUCGACAGGCUGCUGGCGGAGGGGACCCACUCCGACGUGACCUUGCAAGUCGGCGACGAGGAGGUGCGGGCACACCGGGCGGUGCUGCUGGCGCGGGCGCCGCUGGUCUGCGAACAUCUGGCCGGGGGGCAGCUGCAGCUGGAACCCGCGGAGUUACGGGAAUUCCUGCGGAUUCUAUAUUCAUCCGAUAUAAAUCUUAAAGAAAUUGAGGAGCUGUUUAUGAGGAAAAUACAAGAAAGCAACAAUACUACUCUUCAGAACGUUCAAAAAAAUGUAAAUUGUCUUGGACAAAGCAAAAGAACACCAAUUGAUCACAAUACUCCAAGUGGAGCUGUGCAGAAAGGAAUUGUUUGUGUGUCUGGUAUUGAGGAAGAAAUUCCAGAAGCAGUCAUUGAUGCAGAAAGCGACAAAGCUGCUGCAGGUGAUUCCAAAGUAGAAACCGCGUCUGUGUUAGGAGAAGACUUAUUGAUGCUCUACAAGAAGUGCUGUUGUCCAGAUAUUAAUAUUUGCGUAGAAGGCAAGCAUUUUCAAGCUCACAGGGCCAUUUUAUGUGCCAGAUCUAGUUACUUUGCUGCUAUGCUGAGUGGAAGUUGGGCUGAGAGCUCUCAAGAGCACAUCACUCUUCAAGGUAUAAGCCAUGCAGAAAUGAAUGUUGUCUUGCAUUUUAUAUAUGGAGCUAUUUUGGACUUCCCAGAUGAAGUUGAUGUUGGUCACAUGUUGGGCAUUGCAGACAUGUAUGGGCUGGAUGGACUAAAAGAAGUAGCUAUCUACAUUUUGAAAAGAGAUUACUGCAAUUUUUUCCAAAAGCCUGUUCCUGGCAAACAGCAACCUGUACUAGAGUGCAUGGCUAUUGCUCAUUCACUGGGAGUGGAAAACCUAUAUGCUGCUUGCAUGAAAUGGGUAGGAAAACAUUUUGCAAGAUGUUUUUCAGAGAAAAGCUUUGCCAAUUUACCUACUGAACUUCAGAACAAUUGUCUUGUUAUGUUGAUUAACUCUUUGAGCCACAAGAAUGCUGCUUUCCGUUUGAUGGAGAGUGACCGGCUGGUCAAUAGCCUGCCCCGAGUGAAAUGGACAGAGACAGCUGUGGCCUUGGCAUCACGGCUGCAUGAGGAAUGUGUAACCUUUAUUGUUGCAAACUUCCUACACGUAGUACAAAGUGAAGGCUUCUCUGUUUUGUUGCAGGCACAGGCAAUGAGCAGCAAACCUGACCUCCUAGAAGUAAUUUUCAAUGCAAUUGAAAAAAGCAUUAAUAAUGAAAAUAGCUGCUUUCUUCUUGUAGCAGUGGAUAUGUUGCUGGACUCUGCAAAUGUGAAGGAGAUGGGUUUUACGUGCAAGAUCCAGGCGCUGCGUGAUAAGCUCUGGGUCUUCCUGGUUCAGUCUUUUUAUGCUGUUCGUCACACAGAAGGCUGGAAGCUGGUGAGGCCAGACCAUCAACAGAAAAUACAAGCAGCUGCAUUUGACAAGGGUGAUGACCGAAGACUUGGCAAAAAACCUGUAUUCACCAGUUCUCAGCUAAAUAAAACUACUACUGCAUCUGUUGGUAUAAGGAAUACUUCCUGGGCAGAACACAGCAAGAAAGAUUGCUUGGGAGAUUCUUCCACUAAUCAGAAUAAAAUGAAAUCUGAUGGAUUAGGAGCAUCUGGACAUGCAUCCACCAAUAGAAACACUGUUAAUAAGACUUCAAAGCAUGAGGAUGUAAAGGGGAAAGAUGGCAAAAAAUUAGUUUCCAAGAUUACCAAGGAUUCCAAACCUGGGGAAAAAGCUGCUCUGCCAAAGGCUAGAGCUGUUAUAAAGACAAAAAUAGAAAAUAAUGGAAAUAUGAAGGCUGAAAGUAUGCUUACCAAGCAAGAUACAGAAAAGACAUCAUCUGCAAGUGGACAAAAAAAUUCAGGAAGCAGCAAAGGACUAAGGAACCAUGAAGGAAAAGUUGCAGGUGCCAGACCUAAGGUGCUGACAGUAACCUCAAGCAUGCAGAACAAAACAAAGCCAUUGAAAAAAACCACAGGGAAAGAAUCACCCUCCUUGGUGACUGUGGCAGCAACUUCCAGCAAGUCAGCAAAUUCAAACAUGGACAUCCAGACUGCGGGUGAACAGACAGAGGAACCCAAAGAGGAUAAAUCAGAAGAGGAAGGGAAAAAACAGACUGUAGUGAAAACAAAGGUAUCUCUGAAGGUCUCAAAUGGAGUCACCACUAAAAAAAAAAAGACUGAGCUUGAGGCUAAUGCCACAACAAGCAGUCUGACAAAAAAACCAACAGGAAAAGGGUGUAAUGAGCAAAAUGUACAAGCCAUUCUAAAGAAAAAAGGGAAUGUGAGUAUGAAUUCUGCAGCACAGCAAAAGACUCAAAACACACCUACCAAUUCUCCCAAGAACCAAGGACCUCAGGGGGAAUCACCAAAUUCACUGAAAUCAAGAGUGUCUCCAAAACAUAAUGAAGAAAAAAACGUGUUACAACACCUGGUUCAGACAACACUCCCGGAAAAACAUCCUUCAGCUAAGAAGAAGAGUAUUAAACCAUCACAAACACCUGUAACAAAAGCCACUUCAAAAAUAACACCUAAGACUCUGGCUCCAUCAAAGAAUGCUGAGAUUACGAAUAAUAAAGACCAAAAACAGAAAACAGCUGUAUUAAAAUCUCAGUCCUCCGCCCAGAAGCAUUCAAGGAGUGAUUCUCCUGUUGUCCAGAAGAAUGUGCACACCUCUGAGCACAGAGGUUCAGGACAGAAACUUGAGAAAAACACGGCUGAUGCUGUGGCAGAUCAGCUUCAUGACAAUAAUGAAUGCUAUUCUGCAAAUGAAUCUUUAAAACCUGCCACAGAAAGUAGCAGUGACAAUAAAUUGCUGGAGUCCUGUCAAUCCAAUAAACAAAAAUUACCAGAUUCUUCUGAAACUGUGCAAUACAAAAUACAAUCCGCAUCGUCUUCUCCUCAAAUUGCAGAAGAAACUCUUUAUAAACUGAAUGUUUCAAUACAAAAUGACAUGGAAACAAGACAAAUCUAUGGAGAUCAGACUGGAAUUAGAAAUAUUGAAGAUCCAGAGAAAGAUGAUAAUGCAGCUGAAUUUCACUGUCAUGCACAGUCUUUCAAUGAUGGAUAUUCAGAUUUUUCCACGGAAACCAAUCAAAAGGCUAUUGUUUUAGGAGAACUGGUGAAAGAUUCAAAAGCAACAAAAGUCUGUAAUGAACAGAGUGAUAAAAUAAACUCUGAAACAGGUCGUAACUAUGGUGAAAAUGCUUUGUCAAGCCUUUCCCAAGUAACCAGUAAAGAUGACGAGACAUCAUCUUCUCAGAUCCAUGUGGAAGGAUUUCUUACAGUUGAUGAACUGUGUGAUACAUCAGCCUUGACUGAAUAUAAAUCAGUUACAACAGAUUUAGACGAUGCUUCAGAAUGUUCCACAGAACAAAUAACAGAAAAAUAUUCACCUAAUUACACAGAGCUUAUAGAGCCUAUGGAAAUGCCAGAAAACCAUGAAAAUGCAGAAAUUCCUUUUGUGGACCACUGGAGUACUGGUGCUGUAGAUCCAAAAGAGAGUCCUGAAUCAGAUACUGGCAGUGCAACCACAUCCUCUGAUGAUAUAAAACCAAGAUCAGAAGAUUAUGACGCCGGAGGCUCUCAGGACGAUGAGGGAUCCAAUGAACGAGGGAUUUCUAAAUGCAGUACUAUGUUAUGUCAUGAUUUUCUUGGAAGAAGCAGCAGUGACACAAGUACACCUGAGGAAUUAAAAAUUUAUGAUAGCAGCCUAAGAAUAGAAGUGAAAGUGAAAAAAGAGGGUUCUGAUGUCUUUCGUGUUAAUUCAACAAGUGAUGAUGAAAUACCAAGAAAAAUUUGGUCCCAUCAAGAGAGUUCACGGACCACUACUAGAGAAAGCAAAAGUUCUACUUUUGGUAGUGCACAGUUCACUCAGGAAGCAGACCAAGUUUCUUCUUCUGCCGAUGAAACAGAAGAUGACAGAUCUGAAGCAGAGAACGUUGCAGAAAAAUUUCCCCCACCAAAUGUUCCUACUCAACAGUUCCAAGGAAUUGAUAAUUUAGCUUUUGAGGAUGCAACAGAAAAUGAUACUGGAGGUCAGGAGUUUUCUAAAACUAAAAAUUUCAAACGAUCUGUUUUACUUUCAGUAGAUGAAUGUGAGGAAUUGGGAGCUGACGAUAAAGUGGAAAAUCACACUUCACGUCAGCACUCAACAGAUUCUCUUACUCCUUCAGAAGUAUUUGACAAUGUUUCUCAAGAGCACCACAGAACGACAUUUUAUUCAAGAUACCCAUUGGAAACUGAAGAGGGAUUCCUGGGGGGCAAACAGCAAAAGGACAGAGACAAUAGAUUGGAAAAAAGUGGAAGUUCUGUCCUGCAUCUUCACGGUACUGAAAUCCCAGGAAAGGAGAAUCACGGUGCUUCAAUGACUGAACAAAAUUGCCCAGAGAAAGUAUAUUCAGCAGGUAGUCCACAUCCAGGAGAAAACCAGCAAGUAAAUAUGAAGAAUGAGGUGGCUAGUGAAUUUCACCCAUGCAAUAAGUACUUAGACAGUGAUGCAAAAUCUCAAGAAAGACCAUGUCAUCUGGAUCUUCAGCAGAGAGAAACUAAUUCUGAUGUGCAAAAGAGCAACUCUGCAAAACCUGUAGAAGCCAGUAAGAAUCAGAUGCUGACUCAGGAAAGUCAAGUGAGAGACAGUCAACCAGCAACUACUGAAUGCGCUAAUACUGAUUUACUUCCAGGAGACAUAGAUGAUUAUGACACAAUGGCACAAACCUGCAUGUAUGAACAUCGGCCUUCAAAAACCCUUUCUCCAAUAUAUGAGAUGGAUGUUGGAGAAGCAAUUGAGCAGAGGAUGGAUUCAGAAACAGCAGUUCUAGAGAUGGAUUUUGAAGAUCAACAGUUUGCAGAACAGGACUGGACUCUACUCAGGCAAUUGUUAUCUGAGCAGGACUCGAAUAUAGAUUUCAAAAACUCUCUUCCUGAAGACCUUAACUUAGCACAAUGUCUUAUCAAUCAGACACUGUUUCUGGCACGCGAUGGUUCGAAUCCUCAGGGUACCUCACAAGUUGACACGUUCAGUAGGUGGACUGAACUCAUGUCUCCACUUGACGACUCCUCAGCAAGCAUUACAGUGGCAAGCUUUUCAUCUGAAGACUGCUCGUCCCCUCAAGGGGAAUGGACAAUUCUCGAACUGGAAACCCAUCAUUAAGGUUUCACCUGUUUGCAACUGAAUUCCAACCCAUUCCCCAAAUCUAUUUUUGAUGAGUUGUUUCCAUACCAUAAUGAAAUACUGCAUCAGUCAAGAACGAGCAAUUCUUGAUAUUGAGGCAAUCUUUCUGAUAAAAUGAGGUAAAUAUGUUAACUUAUCAUCUAGAUUUAAUCACAAGUACAGUAAUUUUUCAAGACUUAAAUGUAUGUCUUUUCUAAAAAUGAACUUGAGCAUGUAUUUUCUAGAAUUGUUAGAAAAACUAGAUGACAUGAAAGAAAAGUCUGGGUUUCUGCCCUCCCUUUUAUCUUCUUUUUUGACAUUUAAUGUUCUCAUUGAUAAAAAAUUUAAAGAUGAAUGCACUAUAGUAGACCUAUUCCUCUCUUUUCCCCCUCCAAUAUGGUGACUUCAUUUUACAACAAUAAAGAUUCAGAAUGGUUGUGUCAAAAGGUGAUGUGUGCCAACACUAUUUUAAAUGACAGAAAAACAUAAAGAAAAUGUUUCAAUCUGAA
Molecule: messenger RNA, 5789 nt
Organism: Vidua macroura (Pin-tailed whydah)
Lineage: Eukaryota; Metazoa; Chordata; Aves; Passeriformes; Viduidae
Gene: BTBD8
Product: BTB domain containing 8
Exons: 18
Coding region: 1-5280 (1759 amino acids)
Molecular function (GO): protein binding
Source: RefSeq, a predicted model, not a curated record